UGACCUGGGGGCACUUCGAUUUCAAUUUCAAUUUCAGACAACUAAAACACAGAGAAAAUGGAGAUUCUUUCUGCAGUGUCUCCUUGCAGCUACGUCCCUCGUUGUCUCCUUGUAAAGGGUAAUGCAAAUCAAGCUCCUUCAAAGCUCAAACAUGUCGAACAAGUUAAAAUACCGCAUUUCAAGAACAUGUUUCCACCUCUUGUUGCUGCAUUCGUGGCCUUAUCUCCUAUCUGCAACACCCCAGCUAUUGCACAAAGCGUAGAUAUACAGAGAGGGGCCACAUUGUUUGGACAGGCCUGUAUUGGAUGUCAUGAUGGAGGUGGAAACAUAAUUCAACCAGGUGCAACACUCUUUACAAAGGACCUAGAAAGGAAUGGGGUUGUCACUGAAGACGAUAUAUACCGUAUCACAUACUAUGGCAAGGGAAGAAUGCCUGGGUUUGGCGAGAGCUGCACGCCGAGGGGACAAUGCACAUUUGGACCACGUUUGAAGGAAGAUGAAAUCAAGCUCUUGGCUGAGUUUGUGAAGUUACAGGCUGAUCAAGGGUGGCCAAAUGUAGCAAGUAAUGGGGAUUGAUUUCUUGUUUUACCUCUAACUAUCCAAACAGAUAGAUAUACAUCCAUUCAUGUUUAAGGCUUGAUCUGGAAUCUUGAAUGAAAUCAAACCUUGCCCAUUUCAUAAAUGUAAUUGGAGGAAACUGUUAUUAUUAGAUAGUAA
This is a messenger RNA of Gossypium raimondii (Peruvian cotton), 717 nucleotides long. RefSeq names its product cytochrome c6, chloroplastic. The transcript is spliced from 6 exons. The record is from RefSeq and is a predicted model, not a curated record. Bases 58 to 576 code for a protein of 172 amino acids. Gene Ontology annotation, molecular function: iron ion binding; electron transfer activity; heme binding. NCBI's taxonomy places the organism in Eukaryota, Viridiplantae, Streptophyta, Magnoliopsida, Malvales, Malvaceae.